Messenger RNA from Lottia gigantea (owl limpet), 1749 nucleotides. RefSeq lists its product as hypothetical. The annotation marks the transcript as partial. NCBI's taxonomy places the organism in Eukaryota, Metazoa, Mollusca, Gastropoda, Lottiidae. The record is from RefSeq and is a predicted model, not a curated record. Gene Ontology annotation, cellular component: membrane. Gene Ontology annotation, biological process: sodium ion transmembrane transport. Gene Ontology annotation, molecular function: L-proline transmembrane transporter activity. The transcript is spliced from 14 exons.
CGGGGAAACUGGUCCGGGAAAUUGGAUUUCUUUAUGUCCUGUGUGGGCUAUGCUGUUGGUUUGGGAAAUAUCUGGAGAUUUCCAUAUCUUUGUUUUAAAAAUGGCGGCGGUGCCUUUCUCAUACCGUAUGUUAUCAUGCUACUCAUUGCUGGUUUACCGCUUUUCUUUUUUGAGUUGGGAUUUGGCCAGUUUGCUUCACUUGGACCCAUAGCAAUUUGGAAUAUUAAUCCACUAUUUAGAGGUAUUGGUUUUGGGAUGAUAGCUAUAUCUGCCAUGGUGUGUAUAUACUAUAAUGUAGUUAUAACUUACGCCAUGUUUUACUUAUUGGUAUCGUUGAUUUCAAUGGACGGUCGUCUACCUUGGACCACCUGUGAUAACGAUUGGAAUACUGAAUAUUGUCUCUCUAAACCUUUACCGUCUUUAACGAAUCUCACUGAUGUUCAGAAACUCAACGCGACAAUGGGAUUAACAAUGGAUGAUCUAACAUAUAAUCUUUCCAUUACUAAUCUCUCAACCUGUAAUAUUAAACAUCUAUUUAAACUACCAAGUGAGGAAUAUUUUACUCGAUUUGUUCUUCAGUUACACGAAGCUGAAAAUUUCAGUAAUAUUGGUGGAAUCAGUUUAAAGUUAAUAUUUAUCUUAGCUAUAUCAUGGAUUCUAUUGUUCUUCUGUUUGAAAAAAGGAGUGAAAACGUCAGGCAAGGUUGUGUAUUUUAUGGCAACGUUUCCCUACGUCAUAUUAAUCAGUUUGUUUAUACGUGGAUUGUCUCUAGAAGGUCAUAUGGAAGGGAUCAAAUUUUACAUCAUACCAGAAUGGGAAAGACUUCUCGACGUCGAUGUCUGGAGAUUAGCAGCUACCCAGAUAUUUUACUCCCUCGGACCUGCGUUUGGAAGUUUAAUUAUGAUGUCCAGUUUUAACCCUUUCAGACACAAUUGUCACAGAGAUGCUAUUAUUGUUUCAUUUAUCAACUGUUUUACCAGUGUUUUUGCUGGUUUUAUUAUUUUCUCAGUACUGGGUUUUAUGGCACAUAAUACCAAUCAAAGGGUACAAGAUGUAGCAGUAGACGGUCCAGGAUUAGUAUUUAUUGUUUAUCCUGAAGGAAUAGCUCAUAUGCCUGGUGCUCCUAUUUGGGCUUUUCUGUUCUUCUUUAUGUUGGUUGCUCUAGGUUUGGACAGUCAGUUUGCCAUGUUUGAAGCAAUUAUCAGUGCUAUUAUUGAUACUUUUCCACAUUUCCUUCGACCAAGACGAACAAAAUUUGCUAUGUUGUGCCAUUUUAUUGGAUUUUUAUUGGGGAUACCCCUUGUUACGAAGGGCGGUAUAUGGGUAUUAACAUUAAUGGAAUGGUAUUCAGCCAGUUUUGCUUUAAUGAUAGUUUGUUUAUCAGAAUUAAUUGCUGUUGUAUGGAUAUACGGUUUAAAGAAUUUCUGUGCUGAUUUGAAUCUAAUGCUUGGUUUUGAACCAGCUAUUUACUGGAAAGCUACAUGGUUAGUUAUAACACCAGUUGCUAUUGUCCUUAUGUUGAUACUGUCAGCCAUUCAGAGUAGUCCAGCAUCGUAUGGUGAUUAUGUGUUCGAACCCUGGGUUCAGUCAGUAGGAUGGGCAAUGGUUGCUAUACCAUUAGUCUUACUUGACAAACCCUUUCGAUCAUUUUUUAAAACACUGUUACAGGGUAUUAAGAAUGCUAUGAAACCAACAAAAGAAUGGGGACCAGCUAAACUAGAACACAGAACGGGUAAAUACGCCAACAUU